This is a messenger RNA of Trypanosoma cruzi, 2139 nucleotides long. RefSeq lists its product as uncharacterized. NCBI's taxonomy places the organism in Eukaryota, Euglenozoa, Kinetoplastea, Trypanosomatida, Trypanosomatidae. Gene Ontology annotation, cellular component: cytosol; perinuclear region of cytoplasm; nucleus. Gene Ontology annotation, biological process: nucleocytoplasmic transport; activation of GTPase activity. The transcript has a single exon. Gene Ontology annotation, molecular function: GTPase activator activity; small GTPase binding. The coding region runs from base 1 to 2139 and encodes 712 amino acids. The record is from RefSeq and is a predicted model, not a curated record.
AUGCGCCGUGUAGCCAAACACGCAAAUGCCGCCAUAUCGACAAUGCGGUGGCUCUGGACCCUUCACGAUGUGGCCGCCUGUCCCUCCAUCGACGUGUUACGCCUCCACAUGUGCCAACGAGCCCAGCAGGAGACGGAGUGGGACCUGGACUUCGCCCUUCUGUCAUCAUUGAAUAAAAGUCACGCACCCAACGAAGUGUUGCGUUGCUGCUGCGCAGCCAUGUCGUCAGCAGCACAUUCAGUCGAGCGCAUUGCUGUGGCGGUCACAUCUGCGGCCGUUGGAGGGGCGUUGGCCCGCGUGCUCUGCAGUGCACAAGUGGAGUCCCUACGCACCCUUCAUCUGACGCUGCACGAGGCGGCGUUCCUGCGGGAUGACUUGUCCCUCGCCACAUUGCUUCGAAGUACUGCCCAUUUCACAUCUAACCUGAACUCUCUAUGCAUCACGAUGGUGGCAUGUGAUAUGCAGCACGGACUGCAGUGGAACCAAAAGUCUCUCCGGGCCCUUGCCGCCAACAUCCCUUCUUUGGCACUUCGAGUAUUGUCUUUAGAGUACAUCAAUUUAAAAGGAGCGAACGAAAAUGAUCUGAUGGUGCUCUGCGAAGCUAUAGCCCAUUGUCAUUUACUAACACACCUCUCACUGCGUGGUACACGCGGUCUUCUCCCGCGUGUGCCUCUUCUGCGUUUCGCAGUGGCGCAGAUGCGGAAACUGGAGGUUCUGGACCUCAGCUCCACUCUACUUGGUGAUGUGGUGAUGGAACAGCUUGUGGAUACCCUCCGCAUGUCCAUUGGUGGGUGGUAUCGCUUGCGACAAUUGAAUCUUUUGGAAACGAAUGUUUCGGUGUGGGGUUUACGGCGGUUGCUCCGCGAUGUCGGCGAAAUGUCCCAUGGUGAGACGGCAAAGAUCGAGUUAUUGAAUUUCAGCAGCAACAGUAUGGACGAUGAGGGCGCGUUUGUCUUGGCGAGUGUCUGCAUGCAUUGUGGGAUGCUCCGUGAGCUCCACCUGCGGCACAAUCGACUUACAAAGAAGGGUGCGGCAGAUAUCGGCUCGGCGCUCAUCGCGGCAGCCUCCCUGCGGUGCCUCAAUCUUCACUCGAACCCGCUUUCGGAUGAGGGACUUUUUGCCCUCCUGCAGUACGCCAAGUACUGGCCAGAGCUGCGUUCGCUCGAUUUCACUCGUUGUCGACUGACGGCACGAUGUCUUCCCGCACUUUGUGCCGCGUUGCCUCUCUUCGAUAGGCUGGAGGAGAUCAGCCUCGAUCGGAAUGAUUUACGGGUGGUCGAUGCCGGAGAUGCGUCAACUACUGAAGAUAAAAGGGAAACACCGGAGGGGGAUUUGCAGCUCUUUGCGUACGAUCCUAAAUUCAUGCAAGGCGGUAGUCAUGGCGAUUGGAAGGUAUCCACAUCGUUUGAGCUCGACCGCCGUGACGCAAUUGAAGGCCGCCGCAGGUUUAAAGGAACCGAGUCGUUCCAAACACCUCUUUCUUCACGUGAAUCGAUUGGGGGCGUGGUGUCAUUUGAGCAGCUAGGCUUGGCGCUGUCGGGUUGUCGUGAACUGGGCCGUCUCUCGCUUUCCAGCUGCUCUUUGACAGAUGAUUGUUUCUUGGCGAUGGCUGGGGCGCUUGUGGUCCGCCGCCUGACGCACCUUGACCUGAGCGCCAACCCCCUCUUUACUCGAAUGGAAAGCCUGGAGGCGCUUGCGAAAUUACUUCGUCGUGCAUCCGCGUCGAUGCAGAAACUUGAUCUCUCAUGCACGGGGUUGGGAAGCGUCGGUGCGUCGCUGCUCGUGGAUGGUUCCCCAACGGAUGACACUAAUGGGGAUGCAGACGAGGCAGUCUCAGCCCUACGCUCGUUAACGGCGUUGACAGAGCUAAGAUUUUCCAGCUGCCGUAUCGGCGCGGAGGGGUUUGAGGCAAUUGCGGAUGCCUUUCCCGCUAUGACUCUCCUGGAACGAGUGUUUCUGGAUGGCAACGCCGUCAAAAAGUUGGAUGCCAUCCUCUAUUUGCUCAGUGCAUUGGAGGCGCUGCCCUCGCUGCGUUUUGUUGGGCUGUACGGCUCCGUCCCACCCCACCUUGCGGCCACCGUUGGGGCUUCACGUGAGUACGCCGCCCUGCAGAGCAAAGGGGUCGUGGUUCACUUGUAG